Messenger RNA from Blepharisma stoltei, 420 nucleotides. The record is from the annotation of a GenBank genome assembly. Lineage: Eukaryota; Ciliophora; Heterotrichea; Heterotrichida; Blepharismidae.
AUGAAAGAAUGAAGGGCUCGGAAAAACUCCUCUUCGAUUUCCUUAGCAAAAUGCAAGGCUAGGUCAACUGGAUUUUGGCAAGAAGGCUGGAUGCAGGAAUAUGAAAAAAAAUUAAAAAGACUAAGUUUAAUUAACCAAGAACUCCAAAUCCAACUCAGAAGCCUCAAAGAUAAAAACUCUAAACUAGCUAAUACCACUAAAAGACUAAAAAAUGGAAAAGAAAACGAAAUGUGCUUGAUAUGCUCACAUGAAGUAAGGAACAUAAUCUUCAUCCCCUGUGGGCAUAUCCUCUACUGCAAUAUGUGUACUGAAAACAUCGGACUCCCUCUCUCCCACAAAAUUCGACCUACUCAUCCACUAUCCAAGUGUGGGCGUUGUCAAGAGACUAUUAAAAAAGUGUAUUUUGCUUAUCCUGAUUAA